AUGGUGGAUGAAUUUGAGAUGGCAAGACUUUCUGGGAGAGGAGGAGCUGGUUUGCAAACCCUAAUUGACCACCCUCCUCAUCCAGAUUCCCUAGUCUUUGGGAAAACUAUGAGCUAUGGACCUCCUCUCAUCAGUGUCACAAGCUUUUCAAGGAGAGGGAAUAGCAUUAUAACAGCAAAACAGCAGCAUCUCACCUAUGGCAGCCCUUUAAGAAUAGCAAUUGCGUUCGGUUUGCCUAAGGUUAUGACCGGUGCAAUCUUGGCUCAUGAGAUGAUGCAUGCAUGGUUUCGACUAAGAGGUAUUAGAACAGGCCAACUGGAACUAAAAGUGGAAGAAGGAAUGUGCCAAGUGAUAGGUCGAAAAUGGUUGGAGUGGUUGGAGUGUUUGGAGGCCCAGGAUCGCAAGACCUCAUCAGCGAUUACAGAGCAUGCUCAGUUUCAGAGAAACCUAAUUGAAACGUACAAGUAUGCGGUGGAUAUGCAUUCCUCUUACGAGUAUGGCCAUGGAUUUCGAGAGGCUAAAUGGGCAGUUGAAAAAUAUAAACUUCACAGAACAAUCGAUCACAUUUUAGCUUAUAGAAAACUUCCAGAAUAA
This is a messenger RNA of Prunus dulcis (almond), 594 nucleotides long. Its product is annotated as protein DA1-like. Lineage: Eukaryota; Viridiplantae; Streptophyta; Magnoliopsida; Rosales; Rosaceae. The record is from RefSeq and is a predicted model, not a curated record. The coding region runs from base 1 to 594 and encodes 197 amino acids. Gene Ontology annotation, molecular function: ubiquitin binding. The transcript is spliced from 4 exons.